Penicillium mononematosum is the source of this 1266-nucleotide messenger RNA. RefSeq names its product Peptidase S26A signal peptidase I. Gene Ontology annotation, cellular component: membrane. The transcript is spliced from 4 exons. Gene Ontology annotation, molecular function: serine-type endopeptidase activity. The record is from RefSeq and is a predicted model, not a curated record. NCBI's taxonomy places the organism in Eukaryota, Fungi, Ascomycota, Eurotiomycetes, Eurotiales, Aspergillaceae. Bases 1 to 1266 code for a protein of 421 amino acids.
AUGUCAAACUUCGAAAAGAGCUGUUGCAGCGAUGGAAAUGAACUCCCAGGCGAUCCACGGACAAUGAAGAGUCGAGUCCUCGAAAGCGGAGCCUCGAUAAUCCAGGACUUCACGCCGGUAAAGCAAAUCUGCGCGCAUCUCAACGCAUUCCACAACUACGCCAGCGAUCCAACCCGAUGCGUCGAGGCCAAUCAUUAUUGCACUCACUUAACAGAGGAUAUGCGCCAAUGUCUGAUCUACGACUCGUCCAAGGCAAACGCCCGCCUCAUCGGCGUGGAAUACAUGGUCUCGCCGCGCAUUUUCGCGACCCUUCCCACCGAAGAGCGUAAGCUCUGGCACACGCACGAGUUCGAGGUCAAGAGUGGUAUGCUGAUCAUGCCAGCACCGACUGGUGUUCCCGAUGCUGUAUGGGAAGCUGCCGAGACGGCGGAGAUGCGUGAUGUUGCGCCUAUCUAUGGCAAGACGUAUCAUUUCUGGCAGGUUGAUCGUGGUGACGCUGUGCCUCUAGGUCCGCCGCAGUUGAUGGGCAGCUUUGUAUCGGAUGAGAGUGUUAAGCUGGCACAUCCCGCGGGCCUGGAUUCGUUGCUUGAGGAUCGGAAUAAGAGGUACGGGGUGGAUCAUCGGCAGAAGGCGAAGAAGAGGGAGGGCAUUGAGCCCGUUGAGAAGCAUCCGGUUGAUGAAGCUCGAUCUGAGAAAUACCAUGCUUCCAAUUCACCACAGAUGGAGCACUUAAUCCGGUCUGUAAUAAAGGCUGCCAACCUGCGUACCAUUGGCCGGGUCGCGCUCAAUGGCACCAGCACGUUCUGCGCCUGCGCACUGAUCUGGGAGCACCUGAUAACUAUCCAGCUCAGCGAGGGCCCGUCGAUGUACCCUACCUUCGAUGUACGAGGUGACUGGCUCCUGAUAUCGCGCAUGCACCGCAAUGGCAAAGGAAUCGAGGUCGGAGAUAUCGUGCGAUAUGGCCAUCCGAACUUUCAAGGCGUGCAUGUGGCCAAGCGGGUAGUGGGCAUGCCUGGGGAUUUUGUCUGUCAAGAUAAGCCGCUUAGUACGGAUAUUGGCAAGGAGGGCAAUAUGAUUCAGAUCCCCAAAGGUCAUGUCUUUCUCGCCGGCGACAAUCUUCCCUGGUCUAGGGACUCGAGGAAUUACGGUCCAGUGCCCAUGGGCCUCAUUAAUGGGAAGAUAAUUGCCAGGGUAUGGCCUCUGUCGAAGAUGGAGUGGGUGACGAAUCCGUUGAAACCGGCGCAGCUGGAUGCCCAGAACAUUUGA